GGAUUUGGAUGUCAGCCUGCAGCAGUGUCAGAUAGAGAGCUCCGAGAGAUAGUGAGACCUCCCUCUUGCGAGGCGAGCUGGAGUCCGUCAGUGACAUCAUCAGCAGGUGACACCCUUCCCAUGGUGCCCUGCAGCCUCCGGGGUCGCCAUGGGAGACGAGACAUACCCAGAAUGCCGAGCUCAGGAGCUAUUUGAUGAGUUUGUGUUGGCGUCAACCUGCAGGGCGGCACUGUGGACCUUCAGCCAGCUGUGUGAACACCUGCAGCUGGACCGCAGUGCUGCUGAGAGGCCGCUGUACCAACCAAUCAAACGGCGCCUCAACUACUGGAGGGCCAAUGCUCUGUGGGCCAAACUGGACCGAAGGGCCACCCAGCAGGAGUACCAGAGGGCCCGAGUCUGCAGCAACACCACUUGUGUGAUCAUCGGGGCGGGGCCCUGUGGUCUGCGGACGGCGGUGGAGCUGAGCUUUAUGGGAGCUAGAGUGGUGCUGCUGGAGAAGAGAGACUCCUUCUCCAGGAACAACGUGCUCCACCUGUGGCCCUUCACCAUCCACGACCUGCGGGGCCUCGGGGCCAAAAAGUUCUAUGGAAAGUUCUGCGCUGGUUCCAUCGACCACAUCAGUAUCCGUCAGCUGCAACUGGUCCUGCUGAAGGUGGCCUUACUGCUGGGGGUGGAGGUCCAUGUCAACGUGGAGUUCAAGAACCUGGUGGCGCCGCCGGAGGAUCAGUACAGACACAAGGUGGGUUGGAGGAUGGAGGUGAGUCCAAAGGCUCAUCCUGUCAAUCAGCUGGAGUUUGACGUCAUCAUCGGAGCAGACGGACGGAGGAACACACUUCCAGGUUUCAGACGUAAAGAGUUCCGGGGGAAGUUGGCGAUCGCCAUCACUGCGAACUUUAAAAACAGAAACACAUCAGCUGAGGCCAAAGUGGAGGAGAUCAGCGGCGUUGCCUUCAUCUUCAACCAGAGGUUCUUCCAGGAACUGCGACAGGAAACAGGGAUCGACCUGGAAAACAUCGUUUACUACAAAGACGACACGCACUACUUUGUGAUGACGGCCAAGAAACAGAGUCUGCUGGAGAAGAGGGUCAUCAAACAGGACUUUGCGGACACUGAGCUGCUUCUGUCUCGGGGAAAUGUGGACCAGAAUGCAUUGCAGGUCUACGCCCGCGAGGCUGCAGACUUCUCCACCAAUCACCAGUUGCCAUCUCUGGACUUCGCCAUGAAUCACUACGGUCAGCCGGACGUCGCCAUGUUCGACUUCACCUGCAUGUAUGCAUCAGAGAACGCUGCCUUGAUUCGGCAACGCUAUGGUCACCAGCUGCUGGUCACACUGGUGGGAGACAGUCUGCUGGAGCCCUUCUGGCCGAUGGGGACAGGAAUCGCUCGAGGAUUCCUGGCAGCUCUGGAUUCAGCCUGGAUGAUCCGAUCGUGGUCUCAGGGAGGAGCUCCGCUGGACGUCCUCGCAGAGAGAGAGAGUCUGUACCGUCUCCUCCCUCAGACGACACCAGAGAACCUUCAGAAGAACAUCAGUCUGUUUACUGUCGACCCAACGACCAGAUACCUGAACAUCAACCUGCUGCUGGUCACACCUGUACAGGUGAGACACCUGGUGGACACAGGUGAGGAGGCCGGGCUGAACACACACAGUGGUGACAUCACGCGGCUGCAGUCUCCAGGAUUCCGCCCACAAAGUUCCUUGUCUCAGUCCAAUCAGCUGCUCUCCUGGUGUCAGGAGCAGACCCGUGGUUACCGUGGCGUCGCCGUCACCGACCUCACCACUUCCUGGAAGAGCGGCCUCGCACUCUGCGCCCUGAUUCACCGCUUCAGACCUGACCUCAUAGACUUUGACUUGUUGGACGUGUCCUCUGUGGAGGACAACACUCGUCUGGGCUUCGAUGUGGCCGAACGUCAGUUUGGGAUUUCUCCUCUGAUGACGGUGGACGAGAUGGCGUCCUUUGGAGAACCCGACUCUCUGUCCAUGGUGAUGUACCUGAGUCAGUUCUACCAGAUCCUCAAAGACACGCCGCCCCCUGCUGGGACUCUGAGUCAGAGCUCUGACCUGAGAUCAGCUCUCAUCACUCCGGCCUCACUGCUCAGCAGACUGGGACUCAGUCCGUCCAGGAAGAGGAACCCAAAGGAGCAGAAGGACACUGUGGGCAAGCGGAGGAGGACCAGCCGAGUGUGUCGAGAUCAGCAGGAGUCAUGUGACCUGAACCGUGAUGAUGUCAGCCAGGUGUGUGACGAGGCCUUUGUGGGUGGGGUCAGUGGCUCCAGAGUGCGUCUGAUGGCCAAUCAGCUGCAGGCGAAGCUGGACGAGAGCUCUGCCUCCUGCAGGAGUUCUUCUUCUUGUUCUGCUGCAGCGGCGUCUUUAUGUCGACAGUGGAUGAUGGAUGGAUCAAUGAAUGCAUGGAUGAUGAAUGAAUGGAUGAUGGAUGGAUUAUAUGACUGUGUGAACCAGCAGGGGGAGCUGUCGUCCAGCCUUCCUCCAUCAUCACAGUCUGCAGACUGUCAGUCCACCGCUGCUCCGCUACAGACCUCUUCAUGGAGACCGAGGAAACGAACUCUUCAGCAGGAACAGAUGAGUUUUCGGUUCAGAGAGAAGGUCAGGUCUCAGUCCGUCGUCAGCAGGGAUGAGCAGGUGGGCGGCGGCGGCAGCAGUGACAUGUGUUUCUUCUGUCACAGACGAGUGUACCUGAUGGAGCGUCUGAGCGCAGAGAGUUUGUUCUUCCAUCGCAGCUGUUUCCAGUGUUUCCACUGCGGCUCUACGCUGCGCCUGGCGGCGUACGCCUUUGACCAACACAACCGGAGGUUUUACUGUCUGCAGCACUACGACUCUCGACUCAACGCCCCGACUGCCAAGAGGAGGUCAACGCCGUCCGACAGAGGCACCUCACACCGCACAUCAGUCGCGUCUCUGUGUUCAGCCCCGUCAGGCUCCUCUGCAGACUCUCUGAUCUCAGCAGAACGUCGGCGCUCCUCAGUGGUUUCUGUGAUGGCGGCGACACCCGAGAGGAUUGAGCUGGAGAACUACCGCCGCAGCUCGACCAAGGUGGAGGCGGAGCUUCUGGAGGAGCCAGAGGAGGUGUCAGAGGAGACGCUGAACCGCUUCAACCUGAGCAUGGACGAGAAGGUCCGCCACAGAUCCAGUUCAGGGUCGGAGAUGGAGGAAGAGGAGGAGGAAGGCAGCUGUCGACAUCGUGUGACAUCAGAAGAGGCCAAAGCUUCAUGGAGGGAAACUCUGCAGCAACACCUCCACCUGAGGGAGGAGGAGGAGGGGGCAGAGGAGGAGGAUGAUGAAGAAGAAGAAGAAGAAGAAGAAGAAGAAGAAGAGGAGGAAAGCAGUGAGGUGGAGUCCAGUGACGAGGAGGAGUUUCCUCCAGUCGUCUCCUCACCUGCAGGAAGUGACAUCACACAGUGUGACACACCUGUGAAGCCUGACUCCACCUCCGGCCCGCUGCCCUGUGUCACCUCCUCCACACCACCGUAUGAGACUCCGCCAACUGCCAACACGCCGUCCACUGCCUCCUUCUUCACCACGCCUGACUCCACCCCCGACAUAGACAGAGACACAGCUCCACCCACACAGCUCACACCUGUUGUCAUGGAAACUGCUCAGAGACAGCCUGCUGGAGGGCGGGGCUCUUUUGAUGACAUCAACCCUGAAGUGCUACAGACUAGGCCCCGCCUUCUGCAGGCCAGAGGGGCGGGGCCAGGAGAGGAUAAGGAGGUGUCAGAGGAAGAGGGGGCGGGGUCAGAGGAGACACUCUCCCUCCCUCCUCUGCAGGCUGGGGGCGGGGCUCUCCUCCACCAGCUGAAGGGACUCAGAGAGGCUCUGCCCCUCAGACAGAUGGAGGUGGAAGGGGGCGGAGCCAGAGCCCUGUGGAGGACGGUGUUUUCAGGAAACAGGAAGGAGAAGCAGAGGAAGAAGAGAGGCAGGACGUUACCUCCAGGUGCAGGGAGGGUGAAGACAGCCAAUCGGAGGAGAGCUACAGAUGUGACAGAAGAGUCUGAUCUGGUCUCGUCGGCUCUGUUGCAGAGGUGUUCACUGACACCCCGGAACAACAGACGCUCUCAAAAGGACAGAGUCCCGGUCCAGGACUCUGAGAGACGGUCUUCAUGUUCCACCGAGGUGGUGGGGGUCUUGGUCCAGCCGAAGGAGCCAUCUAGUCUCAGCGUGAAGGAGACCAUGUUCCAGAGGGGACAGGAAGACGAAGAGGAAGACCUGGAUACCAAAAUCACCCGACGAGUUCAGAGAGCUGCUCGAAGGAAGGCCAAACAGGAGCAGCUGAAGAGACUCCACAAAGCUCAGAUGAUCCAGAGACAGCUGCAGCAGGUGGAGGAGAAACAGAGACAGCUGGAGGAGAGAGGAGUGAUGGUGGAGAAGGCUCUGAGAGGAGAAGCAGAUUACUGGGGCGACUCCAACGACAACCAGGACGUCGAGCUUCACCUGGAAGGACUGGGUAAACUGGACAAUCCGGCUCUGAUGCAGCAGUGGUUCCAGUUGAUCCAGCAGAAGAACUCUCUGAUCCGAUACGAAUCUGAACUCAUGAUAUUUGCUCGAGAGUUGGAGUUGGAGGACCGACAGAGUCGUCUGCAGCAGGAGCUCAGAGAGCGUAUGGCCGUGGACGACCACCUGAAGGAGGAGUGGCAGCUGCUGGAGGAGCGCCUGAUCCUGGAGGAGAUGUUGGAGGUGGUGGAGCAGAGAGACUCUCUGGUGUCUCUGCUGGAGGAACAGAGACUACAGGAGCGACAGGAGGACCAGGACCUGGAGGAGGUCAUGAUGACCCGAGGACUGGGACUUAGCUGGACCUGAACUGGUCUGCAGUGAUGUCAUCAGAACCACAAAUCUGAUGACAUCACUGUAACCAGGAAAACUACGCCAACGGGUGUAGAAGAACUUUAGUCCCAAUCUGAACUGGACUCUAAAGAACUGACCAAACCAGAUGGAAAUAAAUUCAGUGAACGGAUCUGAGACCUGAAGACAGUCUGAGAGAGGAGGAGACAACCUGCAGACUCAGGUGGACUCAUCUUCAGCCUGAAGUCUUCAGCCCAAACCUUUUUCCUUGUCUUCUUCUUCUUCUUCUUCUUCUUACUGGAACGUGUCAUGGUUACCAUGUUCUCAUGAAUCAGUCAGAGUGUCUCACAGCGGGUACAGAACUUUCUCAGGACAUGUUUUGUUGACUCAGCAGAACUGAACUAGAACAACACACAGGAAGUGACUUCAUUCAUGAGCCAACAGCAGACAGUUUGACUAGUUCAUGUGAUCAUCUCAUUAAUGAUCAGUUCAUGAAGGAUUCUGUUAACGAGCAGUUGUUGUGAUGGAGUGAAUAAGUGAAUGACUCUUCUGUUAAUCCAAUACACAUAAAGUUGUGAAUGUGACGUUAGCUGCUAAGCUAACCUGUAACAUGCUAGCUAACUGGAAAUAUGCUAUUGCUAGUCCACCAAGCUAGCUAGCUCACUAACAGCCAGUUAGCGCUGCAUCACAGUCUCGUCUCCACCACAGCCAAGUGUCGACUAAAUACAGACACAAAAAGUUAAGUACUUUAACUACUUACAUCAGUCAUUACUUUUUUAACUAGUUAAUUUGUGUGUUUAACUAGUUAAUGAGUAAAUUAAUUAGUUACAGUUGAGGCCAUAAAUUUAAAUUUACCUCGGCUGAAGAAAUUCAAACUUAAUAUUUCACAUCUUUAUAUUCUUCAUGUCACCAUGUUGUUUUUCUCUGGUGAAGUUUGUAUCUACUUUAUUUUCAUCAGAGAUUAUUUCAAAAUCAGAGACAAGAUAAAAAUGUAUUUCAGCUUUUAUUUACUGAGACAGAUUUUCAGUGGGUGAAAAGUUUGAAUACACUGUUAGUAUUUUAUCACAUUGCCUUUCAGCUCCUUCACAGCUCCUUUGGUCGUGUCUCAGGGUUCAGUUGAACCUUUUGGGUCGAGGUUCGUUCAGUCCUUGGGGAAAUUUUUCUCUAUCUUCCUCAGCGAUUCAGCCUCUGUGUGGUUCAGACUCUUGGAAACUGCUCCUAGAGAUGAACCAGACUUCUGAAGGACCACAGUUCUUUUUGCUUGGAGUUUGCAUGUUCUUCCUGUGUCAGUGUGGGUUUCCUCCAGGUGCUCUG
Molecule: messenger RNA, 6109 nt
Organism: Epinephelus lanceolatus (giant grouper)
Lineage: Eukaryota; Metazoa; Chordata; Actinopteri; Perciformes; Serranidae
Source: RefSeq, a predicted model, not a curated record